Molecule: messenger RNA, 3379 nt
Organism: Anoplopoma fimbria (sablefish)
Lineage: Eukaryota; Metazoa; Chordata; Actinopteri; Perciformes; Anoplopomatidae
Product: kinesin-1 heavy chain
Exons: 26
Coding region: 262-3171 (969 amino acids)
Biological process (GO): microtubule-based movement
Molecular function (GO): microtubule binding; ATP binding; microtubule motor activity
Source: RefSeq, a predicted model, not a curated record
CGCUGACGUCACGGUGACGUCACGGUUGAUCCACAUCCACAGCAGCAGGAGGGGCGAGGUGUCCGAGCCGCUGAUCCGCCGGUAUCAUGGCGUCCUAGCAGGAGGGGAAACAAGGAUCCUUCAUCGCUGAUCAGAUAUCAAGAGAAACACCAGAUCGUCUCGGGGCUCGGCCUCCAACAACAACAACAACAACAACACAUUUUACUCUGUAAUACUCGUGUUUUUUUCUUUCUUCCCGGUGAAUCUUCCGUCCGUGUGAAGAUGGCCGACCCGGCGGAGUGCACCAUCAAAGUCAUGUGUCGCUUCAGGCCCCUCAACAGCUCCGAGGUGACCCGAGGCGACCGCUACAUCCCCAAGUUCCAGGGCGAGGAGAACGUCAUCAUCGCGGGCAAACCGUACAUGUAUGACAGAGUCUUCUCGUCAAAUACAACACAGGAACAAGUGUACAAUGCCUGCGCCCAGAAGAUUGUAAAAGAUGUUCUGGAUGGAUACAAUGGGACGAUUUUUGCGUACGGGCAGACAUCAUCUGGCAAAACACACACCAUGGAGGGGAAUCUCCAUGACACAGAUGGAAUGGGCAUCAUCCCCAGGAUAGUUCAAGAUAUCUUCAACUAUAUCUAUUCCAUGGAUGAAAACUUGGAGUUUCAUAUCAAAGUUUCAUAUUUUGAAAUUUACUUAGACAAGAUCCGGGAUCUUUUGGAUGUGUCGAAGACCAAUUUGUCAGUGCAUGAAGACAAAAACAGAGUACCAUAUGUCAAGGGCUGCACUGAGAGAUUUGUCUGCAGCCCAGAUGAGGUCAUGGAUACAAUUGAUGAAGGCAAAUCAAACAGACAUGUAGCAGUCACAAACAUGAACGAGCACAGCUCCAGGAGUCACAGUAUCUUCCUGAUAAACGUCAAACAGGAGAACACUCAGACGGAGCAGAAGCUCAGCGGCAAACUCUACCUGGUGGAUCUGGCUGGCAGUGAAAAGGUCAGUAAAACAGGAGCAGAGGGAGCCGUGCUGGACGAAGCCAAGAACAUCAACAAGUCUCUGUCGUCUUUGGGAAAUGUCAUCUCUGCUCUGGCAGAAGGAACGGCCUACAUCCCCUACAGAGACAGCAAGAUGACCCGUAUCCUGCAGGACUCGCUGGGUGGUAACUGUCGAACCACCAUCGUCAUCUGCUGCUCGCCCUCUUCCUAUAAUGAGUCCGAAACCAAAUCCACCCUCAUGUUCGGACAAAGAGCUAAGACCAUCAAGAACACUGUCACAGUGAACGUCGAGCUGACAGCAGAGCAGUGGAAGCAGAAAUAUGAGCGUGAGAAGGAGAAGAACAAGACCCUGAGGAACACCGUCACCUGGUUGGAGAACGAGCUCAACCGCUGGAGGAAUGGUGAAAGUGUGCCAGUGGAGGAGCAGUUUGACAAGGAGAAGGCCAACGCCGAGGUGCAGGCCCUGGACAACAUCAUCAACGAAAAGCAGGCCUCCACGCCCAACGUGCCGGGCGUCCGCCUCACCGACGUGGAGAAAGACAAGUGCGAGCUUGAGCUGGCCAAACUUUACAAACAGCUGGAUGAUAAGGACGAGGAAAUCAACCAGCAGAGCCAGCUGGCCGAGAAGCUGAAGCAACAGAUGCUGGACCAGGAUGAGCUUCUAGCAUCCUCCCGCCGCGAUCACGAGAACCUCCAGGCCGAGCUGAACCGUCUGCAGGCGGAGAACGAGGCCUCCAAAGACGAGGUGAAGGAGGUGCUGCAGGCUCUGGAGGAGCUCGCCGUCAACUACGACCAGAAGAGCCAGGAGGUGGAGGAUAAGACCAAGGAGUUCGAGGCCAUCAGCGAGGAGCUUAGCCAGAAAUCGUCCAUCCUGUCGUCUCUGGACUCUGAGCUCCAGAAGCUGAAGGAGAUGUCCAACCACCAGAAGAAGAGGGUGACCGAGAUGAUGGGUUCACUGCUCAAAGACCUCGCCGAGAUUGGCAUCGCUGUGGGCAGCAAUGACAUCAAGCAACACGAGGGCAGUGGCCUGAUAGACGAGGAGUUCACCGUCGCUCGUCUCUACAUCAGUAAGAUGAAGUCGGAGGUGAAGACCAUGGCGAAGCGCUGCAAGCAGCUGGAGGGAACCCAGUCAGAGAGCAACAAGAAGAUGGACGAGAACGAGAAGGAGCUGGCCGCCUGCCAGCUGCGCAUCUCCCAGCACGAGGCUAAAAUCAAGUCCCUGACCGAGUACCUGCAGAACGUGGAGCAGAAGAAGAGGCACCUGGAGGAGAACGUGGACUCUCUCAAUGAGGAACUCGUCAAAAUCAGCGCUCAGGAGAAAGUCCAUGCUAUGGAGAAAGAGAGCGAGAUCCAGACUGCCAAUGAAGUCAAGGAAGCGGUGGAUAAGCAGAUCCACUCCCACCGUGAAGCUCAUCAGAAGCAGAUCAGCAGCCUGAGAGAUGAGCUGGAACACAAGGAGAAACUCAUCACUGAGCUGCAGGAUCUGAACCAGAAGAUCAUGCUGGAGCAGGAGAGGCUCAGAGUGGAGCACGAGAAACUCAAAUCCACCGACCAGGAGAAGAGCCGCAAGCUGCACGAGCUUACGGUGAUGCAGGACAGACGGGAGCAGGCCAGACAGGACCUGAAGGGUCUGGAGGAGACGGUGGCCAAGGAGCUGCAGACCCUGCACAAUUUGAGGAAGCUCUUUGUCCAGGACUUGGCUACCAGAGUGAAAAAGAGCGCUGAGAUGGACUCAGACGACACAGGCGGCAGCGCAGCACAGAAACAGAAAAUUUCCUUUCUUGAGAACAAUCUUGAGCAGCUCACCAAAGUUCACAAACAGCUGGUACGUGAUAAUGCAGACCUGCGCUGUGAACUUCCUAAACUGGAAAAACGUCUUCGCGCUACAGCUGAGCGGGUCAAGGCCCUUGAGUCUGCUCUGAAGGAGGCAAAGGAGAACGCGGCCCGCGACCGCAAGCGCUACCAACAAGAAGUGGACCGCAUCAAGGAGGCCGUCAGGGCCAAGAACAUGGCCAGGAGGGGACACUCGGCCCAAAUCGCCAAGCCUAUCCGACCCGGGCAGCAGCCAGUGGCGUCCCCCACCCACCCAAACAUCAACCGCAGCGGAGGAGGCUUCUACCAGAACAGCCAGACGGUGUCCAUCAGGGGGGGAAGCACCAGCAGCAGCAGCGGCGUCGUCGGCAAGCCCGACAAGAUCUGAAGAGCAGCGGGUCGGAAGGACGACACCACUGAGGAAGCCGAUAUCACCCCCCCGCCCGACCCGACAACCUGUCAUUCCGUAACAGCGAAACAGGCUCCUUUUGUCGCUGCUGUGGAGCCCCGAAGGAGUUUCUGAAUUAUAAAUAUAUAUAUAUAAAUAUUCCUGGCCUGUACAGCUCCAGCCCACACACAUACCUCCACCCACUCCC